AGGUCCAGAACAGUUCUUCCCGUAGUUUAUUUUGCCCCCCCAGUAGACUUGAAUAUCCAAUGUAUCGUCGUAGUAUCUACCCAUAUGAAUUACCUCAAGUCGUUGCCUUUUCGUAGCAUUGUGGUCUUUUCGUUUUGCUAAUUUGGCUAUAAAAAACGAAAAUCUAUCGUGCGGUCGCUCGUCUUCGUAGUUCCCCAUGCCUGCCCUUCAUCUAGAACUACUAAAUUUUCCUCUUGGCCUCCGCCGCUGGCUCUUGUAUUAAUUGAGUAAGAACUGUAUCUCUUUCUCUUCAUAUAUCGUGUUGUUCGUCUUUUUUCGCCGCUCCAUAGAUACCCAUCUGCCUCUACCCCGUAGCUACAUGGUAUAAAGUAGUUUUUUUCUGUCGCGUCCGUCGUUUAUUUCAUAAUCGCACGAAAAAUCAAAAUGACGAGUCUUGUUGGCUACCAUCAAUUUUUUAGCACUAAAUACCUUCUCGCGCUUUCUGCAGUUGAGGCGUUUUUUUCCCCCAGCUAACAUGAUUCACCAUGCUUCAUUCGGGAUAGAAAAUUCAAAUUAUACAACCUGAAGCUUGAUUGUUGUGGAUGCCCCGUCCUCCGCAACAGGACCGAGAGUAAAAAAGAAUGUUACCUCCACUGCGGUGCCGGGGCCUGUUGACCGCAAGCAGGAGUUGGCAACAACAAUAAGAAUAACUGAUACCACCCGAACAAAGGAAGUAGAGCAGGUAGACCACGAAAUGGCGAGCAUCAUGAUCCAAGGCAGCUGCACCGAGUACGAGUAGGAGCAGACAAUCACAAUUUGUCCUGAACUAAUAAACAUGAUGAUGCCUGGAGGACAACUUUCCAGGCCGCUGCUUGUCGACCAUGGCGGUGUAGAGGACGAUGUUAAAAACAAGAUGGCUCCUUCACACUCUCGUCCGCAGUCGGGCCACCUGCAGGAGCACAGCACUUCUUCCGCCCGGAGGAACCACCAAGCGGAGGAUGUUGAGCCAGACGACCUCCACCUAAAGCCAUUUGUGAGCAGUUUUUCGUCUGCCAACGAGUUCAGCGCCCUCUUCUCACAAGCCUCGCUCACCCUGCCGAAACAGGCGAUUUUGGAGAAUUUUGUGCACCACAACCCGUGGGACAUGCUGCAGGAAUCCGUGGACUUCUACGACUUCAUGGCCCACCACCGACAUUUCCCGAAGGUCAAGAUUCCGCUGCGAGUGCAGGCCGCGACGGUCGAGCUCGCUUCGGUUUUUUUAGAUCGUGGAGCGAGCAAGUGGAGUUUCGAGGCGUCGAGUAGAAACGCAAAAACUCCAAAUGCAGAUGUACAUGAAGAACAAGUUCUUGCAGCGAUGCACAGAGCGGGUGCAAGGCGGGAUCAUGAGUCAGGAGCCCCUGCUGGUAGUUCUCCUUUCCAGAAGAUGAGAGGACAUCGAGAAGAGCUCGACUUCCUGCAAUUCUUCGCCAUCUUAGAGGCCGAGGAUGUCGAUGGCAGUACAGAGAUAGUAGAAGUAGGUCAUCAUGCUCACCUUCCACCGGGUAAAAGCUCUAAGAUUACGAGGGCCACCAGCAGGACGAGUCAACAUGAGGAAACGCGGCCAGUUCGUACCCCUGGCCGGCUCUCAUCGGUUUCCUCUUUCGGUGCUACACUGUUGAGGCGGGUUGCGAAGCUAACACAAUCGUUCACAAAACCCAGCACGAACUGGAGAAGCUUUGCGGCGCAGAGGGCCAAGGAGGUUCUUUUGGAAUUGCAAGAAGCGGGAAGAACAGAAGCCGCGGUACAAGUAGAAGUAAACGAAUCUGCGACAGCGCCGGCGUCAACAAUAGCCUCGUUAUCAAUAGCCCAGCGAAUCCUGGAGGAAGAUUUCCACUUUUGCUACAACCUCCCUGUCACCGAAGAAAAUCUGCGCGCCUUUCUUUGGGCUUUACCCGGCUACGCGGGCAUGUUCCAACGGAUGGAACGGCACGAAGAAGAGCAGUCUCACUCUCGACGUGGUCUACUUCGUGAAGAUGGAGGUCCUCCUCGUCGUGGCUUGACAUCAUCACCAGAAGCACAAGCAGCUCCCAGACUGCUUCAUUUCGCCGCCGUUUUGUCCACUUUUUUGCGCUCGAGUUUGGAGCAUGACAAGACGCAAAUCGAGAUCGAGUAUACGGGUCCGGAAGAUGAAGCGGAGUCCGACAUGCAAAACCCGUCGGCGGUGGCUUUUUUACAACAAAACAUGGCGCGGCGGGAGGCUUUGGAAACGGAGUACGAAAAGGUCACUUUGCGGUGUAUCUUUGGGACGACGAAUAGUUACUCAGAAAAUGUUGACGGUGAGGACAGCAAGGAGAAGGAAAAACAUGGUGCCGCGCAAAAUAGGGCUCGUCUCGUCGCUGGCGGUAAGACAACUCGUCCUGCGAGGACACUGUUCACGCAAGACAAUCUGCACGAUGUACGGACGCAAUUAAUUCUAAAGCAGGACGAGGAGCUGGCUGGGAAACAGCUGCAUACUAGCGAUCUUCAUGAUCCUCUUUUCUGCGAGGAGGUCGUAGGGCCAAAACAAGCUGCGGCCUCCGGUCCUCGUUCUUACAGGAUGGAGACUGAGGAUUCAUUUUCUGCAAGAAAACUUCUCGCAAACAGGGUGAGAAAGAUCCAGCUCUUCACCUGUAUCGACGAGCGGGAGUGUUCCUUUCGCAGACACGCCGAGCGGGUGGGGCAGGAGUUAUUCUCUUCUAUUACACAUCAACAUGAUCAUGAUGAAGAAGAAGAAUACCAACAAGGGCGCAAUCGUGCAGCUAGACUACAAGAACCAAGAUCAAGAUCUCCAGACGGCGUGGUGGUGGAAACCUUCGGCGUGCCAGGCUUUUUCGAUUUCCCCAUCCGAUACCGACCUUGUUGGGCAACUGGAGGCGGAGAACACGGAAGCGAUGCAACAAGUUCUUGCGGAGGUGUGAUCACCCUUGCGCCGGAGGGUAAUUUACCAAAAUGCGUUUUGGUCGAGGAAGAAGUUCUUGAGGGAGCAGAAGGAAGAAGUUCUUCACUCAUUUCAUCUACUUCGGAUAGUACAAGUUCAAACUCCGGUCCUGGUCCUUCGACAAGUUCAACAAACAUCUCGACGCUCGCCUCCUUGCCGGCUCCUUUGAUGCUUCUACGUGCUGCCGACCAGGUCUUGUCAUCCUUGUUUCCCCGCCUAAGCGCAACUCCUUAUCGCGCGGAGCUCUUUGCGAAGUUUGACUUCUACGUCCACGAGGUUGCCUAUGGGUGUGUCAGGAUCGAAAUCGACAAAAUCGAAAAAUUUGUGAUGCAUAAAAUGUAGGGCACUGGAGGCCUGUAUUGGGGAGCAGGCAAAUGAGACCGGUUGUAAGCCUGCUUAGGGGUAUGCAAUGCGAUGCCAGAGUAGCACGACGGGAGCGAUAUUCUUUGCCCAAACAGCAUGACAGACUGGAUUUGGGUGGUCCCGAAAUUUGUCAUGCGCCGCUUGCAAACUGAGGCUCCAACUGGUAUCGAUUUUAUGCAUCACAAGUUUUUCGAUUUUGUCAAUUUCGAUUCUGACACUUCCAUAUUGCCGGGUUUUGUCCGGUCCGGAGCUUGCUCGUGUCCGCGGUUUUGUUCCCGUUUUUCUUCUUCAACUUGUGCCUGGUGUGCUGCUUCCCGGAUUGGCGGAAAAAGGUCGUGUCGGACUGGUUUUUUCACAAACUAUGACAAUGCACAACUCCCCCUUCCCCUCAUUUGUCAUGCAAAAUACCAAAUCCACCCCUUGCCUCUUGGCACUGUUUGCAUGGCAAGUUCUGGGAGCCCAAAUAGCACUACACUCCAGUGAAAAUUUGUCAUGCAAAACCGGCACUCUUGCUGAUGCUUGUACUGCCGCUCAUGCAAUACAAAUGAGGGGGAGGGGGAGUUGUGCACUCUCAUACAAACUUUUGAAGAUUCCGAACGGGGAGUUUCCGCCGGCGGGAGAUGUGGAUCAUCACGUUGAAGUUGUGGAUCAUCAAGAGGAAAGUGCUGUAUUUCCGAAGAUAAGUGGUAAGAACGUGAACGAGGAGAACUCGCCUUCUACAGUGUCAUCACCAUCACGACUGCCUCCAUCUAUUCUAGCACAACCAGGAUCUGCCAUGCCGAAAACGCGCCUGAAAAGGCCUCUCCCCUACACGAACGAGGAAGCUGCGGUGCGGUUGGCGCGAGUUUUCAACAACAUUGGUGGUGGGAAGAGGAUUUUCGGAGAUGAGGAUGAAGAUCAUGAAGCAGAUACUGUUCUUGCUGCUCCAACAUCUUCACAAGCACCAUCAGCAAAGCAGAAACAGCAAGACAAAAAAUUUCACUUGAUUUUCGUCCUCGGGCACGGGUCUCGCACGGUGAACAACCCCUUCGAUGCUGCCCACAAUUGCGGUGCCUGCGGUGGCCGCGAGGGCGGGCCGAAUGCGCGUUUGUUCUGCUCGUACGCGAACGACAGGGAGGUCCGGGAGAUUCUGCGCAGCAAAUUUCAGAUUUCCAUCCCCGACUCCUGUCUGUUCGUUGGCGGCUACCACGACACGAGCAGUGAUUUUGUGGAGCUGUUCUCGGAAGACCUUUAUUUGCUACUUGACGAAAGUUGUAAGACGGAUGCGGGAGAACGAGAAGUGGAACAACUACGAGACGCCGGGCUGGUGCCGGAUGUUGCUGUACCUUUUGAAGCAGGAGUAGCUUCUGAUCUAGUUCGUAUUACGUCAAUCCAGAGAACAAUCGCCCUCCUGCAAACUCAUUGGCUGCUCGAAACGCGGAGAAGGAAUGCACUGGAGCGCGUCGCGCGUUUCGGCCCGGUAGAGAGCGUGAUUGCGACAAAAGCCGAAGCCCUACAGCACGUCCAACAGCGCGUGGAGGACCUGGGGGAAGCGCGGCCGGAGCUCGGGCACGCAACCAAUGCGGCGAUCGUGAUCGGGCGCUAUGGAUUGCAAAAAUGUCUGGGUCUGGAAGAUUCUUACACUUGUCACGCACUUUUUGCAUGAGCCACGAUGUCUGUGAUCCAGACCCUAGCAAUACUAUACAGAUUUUUUGAGGGCUUCUUGAUGCCUAUUUCGCAUGACAAAUGCAUUCUCAGCGUAGCACAAAUCGCAUUCCCUUUGGUACUCAUGCAAUACAGAUUUUUUUGGAAUCCAGACGCAGCAUCACAAGUUGCAUUCUUCCAGACCCAGACAUUUUUGCAGUUGAUAGGCGCCGGGAGCUGACGAAAGACAAGUUUUUCGCCAGACGGAUUUUAUCCAGGAAAAAACACCCAUCCACAUCCAAUUUGUCAUGCAAAACACGUAUAAGAUCCUGUGUCUGUCAUGCAAAAAAUGGAUGGGGAUGGGUUUUUUUCUGUGGAUAGAUUUUCCUGGUUUCCUACGACCCACAAAACGACGAUGCUCUCGGAACGAAUUUGGAAACGCUACUCACGCCCGCGAUUAUCGUCUGCAGCGGAAUCUCCCUGGAGUACCUGUUCAGCACGACGGACGGGGGCGCGGGCACAAAGGUGCCCAUGAAUUUGGUCGGCAUGUUCGGGGUACAGCAGGGGGUGAGCGGGGAUCUGAUGCCCGGGCUGCCGACGCAGAUGACGGAGUGGCACGUGCCAGUGCGGGCGGUUUACGUCGUGGAUGGGAAGGUAGAGGCGGUGAAGGCGGUGUUGGCGAGAAAACUGAAUUUGAAGAGAAUCAUCGAGAACAACUGGGUGCGGUUUUUCGUGCGGGACUUCGAGACCGGGAAAUUCUACCGGCAGCAGGAAAGAGGGAAAUGGGUCGAAGUAGAGGUUGGAGGUGCUGGGGAGGAGAAAGAGCUAAAUUUGCAGCCCGUCCACGAAGACGUUGUGGAACUACACGGGCAUCAGCAGGAAGAUGGUGUUGGCGGCCAGCACAGCGGCAAUACUUCUAGGCAUAAGCAUACAGGAGCUUCAAUAUUAAACAAUCCGCCCGUGCUGGCCCCGGACUCCUCGGACUUCAUCAAUCGAAAUAAUUCAGAGGUGGAAAACGAAAAGAACUUCAGCAAGGCGGGAAGCGAAAAAAACCUCUCCUCGACAAAACACCUUUUCAAUGUGGACAGCAGCACCGCACUUCUGGAUGACCCGCCGCCCACACUGUCGACGGUGUCCACGGCGGACACUCUGAUUGGGAACGGAGGAGGCGGGAACUACACUAGCACCGCACAAGGAGCUCCUCUCGUCGUGGUGGAACUAGCGACACCGCUGCACAAAAAGCUGGCGGAUGUGGAAGAAGUUGAGGUUGUAGCUGCUGAUGUAGUACUACUACAAGAAGGUGGACUUCCAACGUUCAAGAACCGAAUCGCGAGAACCCUGACCUACGUGCCAGCAUCGGAGCAGAUCCAAUAUGUCCGCACGUUGGUACAUGGCGAACGGACUGCGUUCCUUGCGUCUCUGUUAGUCGGACUUUGUAGUACAGCGUUUGGAUUCAUCUACAAGGCGGCCGGUAAUAGUUUUCUUGGUUCAGACGUUGAGUCGACGUCUCCCAUGGAAAAGAUCGCAGCAGGGCAGAAUGCGGCGGCGCCAGCACGGGAAAAUCAAGCGGUUCCGGUUGCAACCAGUGCCAGAAGUAGUGCCAAAAUGUUUUUGACAGACACGGCAUCUGGUGCUUCAACGAGCACUAGUAGCGACUCCACUAUCUUCUUCUUCAAAGACCUCGUCUACCUCGGUUUCAACCUGCUCGGGAUUUUCACGAUCUGCUUUUCCAGACGGUACCUCCACGGCGACUUUUUGUUUUCGCGGUUUCUCCUCCUCUCCGCAUUCAUGCUGGUCGGGUUCGAUUGUUUGGCUUAUAAUCAUCUUCCGGUAGAUUCAUCUAGCACAACUAGCAGCAUCGAUAGUACAAUCAUCGGAGGCGGACUUAAUAUGGAAGACAGCUCGCAACCGACUGCGUCAACUACUACUACUCUGGGUUUUUCCCUGCUCUCCUACACGUCUAUCUUCCUGAUCGGAGCCUACAACGACCGGCGAGUAGUUGCCGAGAGCGCCACUUUCGUUUUCUUCGUCUACUGCGUCUCGGAGCUGUGUUUGUUUCUCGCGAUGACAAGCGACGGUUUUUACAAAAAAGACAACGGGCCGCUUCCCACGUUCGGUCGUGAGUCACCUUCAGACGUAGGAACAGUACACGGCGGUGACACGACAUUUUUGACGACAUCAUCAUCCUCAUUCCAAGCGGUCCUGCUCGUCCUUGCCGCAACCCUGAAGACCUCCCAGUUCCCCUUCACCGAGCUGUUCCCCCGCGCGAUGGAGGGGCCGUCGCCUUGCUCCGCGAUUGGGUAUGCGGUCUUUUCCGCCCAUUCUGGCCUUGUCCUGCUCAUCGAGCUGAAUGGUCUCUGGAUCAACAGCAAAGUGGCGGUUUUUCUACUGCUCCUCAUCGGAUCCGCAACGAUGUGCACGGCAACCGUCUCUGCGCGUCUCCGGGCCGACCGGAAGGGAUCACUCGGGUCUGCGAUCGCGGCCAGUGUCGGCGGACUGUACGUUGUACUUGCUGUAUUGGCAGCUGGGUUUCAUCAUCUUCUUGACCACGGAAAUGUUGAAAUGGCAGCAUCAAAAACUACUACCGGACCACGCACAGGAGGUGCACAAUAUCAAAUCUUGCACCCCUCCCCAACAUCCUCCUCGUUUGUUUUGUUCUUAGCCCUGGCUCACGCUACUUUCCGGUGUAUCCAGUUGCUAUCAAGUGCAAAAAUGUCUGGGUCUGGAAGAGUGCGCGACUUGUCACGCUGCUUUUCCAUGGCCCAUGAGGUCUGGAAUGCAGGACCUACCAUGACAGAUUCUGUGCGAUCUCUCUCAUGCCUAUCCUGCAUGAGAAACUCCCUCCCCACUUGGUCAAAACUGGACGACUUUUGGCAAUCAUACAACACAAAUUUUUGCAUGCUUCAGAUUUAGCAUGACAAGUUACCACCUUCCAGACCCAGAUAUUUUUACAUUUGAUAGUUGCUCCGGGCGCACAACAUCAUCCUCGAAUACCACCAGUGGCGUGCGGCCAUGGGCCGGGGAAGGCAGUUCGCGAAGUUGCAAAAUGAAAAUGAUGCACGAGCAGAUAGAGCAGCAGCAGCUGCAGCACUUGAUAAUCAAAAGGACGAUCAUGCUGAGAUGAAUUACUCCACCUCCUCCGCUGCCGACAGCAUCAUGCGGCCGACAUUUCUGCCUCUUUCCACCAGCUUCCGCUUCUACUGGCGUUGCGCGAAACGGGGUUGCGGUAGUGACGUCACAGAACUGGUGUUGAGCGGGGUAAUCGGGAACUUCUGUCGAGUGGUGAAAACUUGCGUGGUCGCUACUGUGGCUAUUUGCAACAGAAGUCAAACAGAAACAAGUCGAAGUACUAGACAAAACACACUGCAGCGGAGGUUCCUCCUCGCAAUGGAGGCGAUCCAAGAGCCGUGGCAGCGAAACCGAUUUCAGUGCCAGUAUGCUGCCGUCAUUAUUUUCCUUGUCCUCAUCGAAGUUUUGAAACGACAGAGCGCUGCAGCGUUUCUUGAUGAUACUACAACAACAUCAACUAUUGCAUCUGCAGCGCAUCACGUAUCAUCAACAUCUUCCGUGUCAACAUCAUCUUCCUCUCUUUCUGACAUAAUUUUUAAAAGCGGUGGUGGCGCUGUGCUACUUGUUUUGACCCAUAUUUUCAUCCCAGUAGUUCUGUUGCGAUUUGUGUUUACCCACGUCUUGCACGCGAGGAGAUUUCGGCAUAGCGAUAACGUCAGUGCACAAAAAUUGACACAGAUAAAAAGUGGUCGCUGAGCAACCGACGUCAAUUGUAGCGACAUGUUGACGACUACGAUUUCUUCCAUAUUAAUUUGUGUCCUUGUAGAGUCAAUUACACAGAGCAACAUAUGCAAAUCUCUCUUGGGAACCAAGAGCAUACUACACAAGCCGACCGCAGAGAAGUUUCUUGCACAUGGAUCCACCAAAUGUCUAAUGUCAUACUGCGCAUCACGUGAUGACGCGUCGACUGCCGACGUAUAAUUUGCAGAGGUCUCGAACAACUCAUGGAUGAUUUCGUAAUUUUUUUGAUUUGAGGAAAACGAAAACAAAAGCAAAAGCCCGAAGAUUUAUUUGAUUGGGCGGACGCUUUAUUGCAAAGACAUGACUCCUACACGACAUCAUUGUCAUACAUUCGUUUCAGAAGCUG
This is a messenger RNA of Amoebophrya sp. A120, 9077 nucleotides long. NCBI's taxonomy places the organism in Eukaryota, Dinophyceae, Syndiniales, Amoebophryaceae. The record is from the annotation of a GenBank genome assembly.